AUGGCAGAACCCGAGGAUUUCAGAUCACCAGCCAACCUAUUUCUCCAACAAGAAGUCUACCGACUAGGCUCAUCCGCAGGCCUGCGCUCCCUUCCCCAAGGCCCUGAGCGCGAUUUCCUCACUUUAACCUGGGGGCCAGUCGUCUACCGCACCACCUACGCCCCAGAAUGCAAACGCCUCCUCCGCGUCUUUUUGCGCUGCCUCAACGACGCCAUCAGCCACUCCAUAGCCCGCGAGCUACCCGGCUCAGACAAGCAGCUCCAGGUGCUAAAGAAUACAUACUCCUCCAAGGUCUUCAGCGCGGAAAUGUACAACGGGUUAGACGAGGACGGCGUACGCAACGCAUUCCAUGAUUUCAAGGUGUCGCUGGCCAUACCCGCGAUCGAGCUGCCAAGUAGACUCCGCGUGUGUUUGAUGGUGGAUGAUAUGGUGCUUUCGCACCUUAAGGGAGAGCUGGAUCGGUCAUCUAGGGCGGCAAAGGAUGCUGAUAUAGAUCGGUGUUGGGUCAAAUUGGUCGAGGAAAAUUUCCCGGACUCGAGGCUUGGGGAUCAGCCCUAUAUUUGCGAGGUCGAUGUGGAUGGCGAGACGGAUGGUGCGGGUGAUUAUCGGGGUGUAUAUCGGGGGUGGACGAUGGUGGCCUUGACGGCGUUGAUUGAGGUGUUUAAAAGUCUGGGGCAAAUGCGGCAUCUGCAGGAAUAUCACCGCGAGGGACGUAUUUAUUUGGGACAGGGUAAAUGGAGUUUAUAG
Penicillium riverlandense is the source of this 747-nucleotide messenger RNA. RefSeq lists its product as uncharacterized. The coding region runs from base 1 to 747 and encodes 248 amino acids. NCBI's taxonomy places the organism in Eukaryota, Fungi, Ascomycota, Eurotiomycetes, Eurotiales, Aspergillaceae. The record is from RefSeq and is a predicted model, not a curated record. The transcript has a single exon.